This is a messenger RNA of Kluyveromyces marxianus DMKU3-1042, 1215 nucleotides long. It is a transcript of the gene PTC4, whose product is annotated as type 2C protein phosphatase PTC4. Gene Ontology annotation, biological process: protein dephosphorylation. The coding region runs from base 1 to 1215 and encodes 404 amino acids. Lineage: Eukaryota; Fungi; Ascomycota; Saccharomycetes; Saccharomycetales; Saccharomycetaceae. Gene Ontology annotation, molecular function: protein serine/threonine phosphatase activity; cation binding. The record is from RefSeq and is a predicted model, not a curated record. The transcript has a single exon.
AUGGGUCAACUACUCUCUCAUCCAUUGACUGAGAAGACAAUUAUUUACAAUGACUAUUCGACGACUGGAAAUCAUCACCAUCACAAGGCAGCAGAACACAACGGGAGUUCGGCAACCGAGGAUAAACCGAGGUUCAGUAACUGUAUUGGGUCUAUGCAAGGAUAUCGUUUGACUCAAGAAGAUGCUCAUAUGGCAGUAACAGGGGCUGACUCGCUGGAUGUUUCUUUUUAUGAUCCUUUUCUGGGGAAAGUCGAAAGGUAUCAAAUAUCAGUGUUUGGUGUGUUCGAUGGGCAUGGAGACAAUAAUUGCUCUAACUACUUGGCUGGGACGCUAUAUGAGCACCCGCAUUCGAAUACACACUCUUCAAAUGGACAAAAAUACAGUGAGCAUGAUGGGUUGAUCUAUUUUAUCAAGUCCGCGUUCGAAUCACAUAAUUAUACCUCAAGUGAUCGACCGGACGGCAAUAAGAAACAGUUUAAAACAAUUGAAGGGUUAAUAUGUCAGGUGAUCAAAGACUCAUUCAAGGAAUGUGACGCAGUUUUUCAUAGACACUUCGCGAAUGAGGCAUCUGGAUCAACGGCUAUAGUUGCUUUAAUUAUCAACGGAUCAAUGCUUUACGUCGCCAACACUGGUGACUCGCGCUGCAUAUUAUCUAAGAAGAAAAAAGGUAUAAAAACAAUGUCAUAUGAUCAUAAACCACAGCACAUUGGUGAACUCAUAAGAAUUAACGACGAUGGUGGUACCGUGUCUCUUGGUAGGGUUGGAGGAGUACUCGCUUUGAGUCGGGCAUUUGGCGACUUCCAAUUUAAGCGAAACGUAAAAUAUCCCAACGCUAGCUCCAUAGCUAUCACUAGUAAAAGAAAAUUCGUCCCUGCAGAAGAGGCUCAGGUUACGGUAGAACCCGAUGUAAUACCGCACUUGAUUGAUACUUCUCAAGACGAGUUUUUGGUCUUGGCUUGUGAUGGUAUAUGGGACGUGUAUUCUAACAAAGCAUUGGUAAGAUUCAUAAAAUAUCAUCUAGCAUUAGGCCUAAAAUUGGAUGGAAUCAUUACCAAACUGCUUGACCACGGUAUCAGCUGCGCAGACUCAAAUACUGGUGUUGGUUUCGAUAAUUUCACCUUAAUUGUCGUUGCUUUGCAGCUGCCUGGCGAAACGCUAGACGAAUGGUAUGCCAGGAUGAAGUUUAGACUAGAAAGAGAAAAGGGUCUGCUGUAG